AUGGCGGUGGCGGUGCCUCCGAAUGGGGCGGGGGGCUCGGGCUGGGCUUGGCGACCGGUGGCGCGGGACGCGCUUCUGGCGCGUGCGUAUCAUUCGUGCACUGAACUGCGGGGACGGUUCUAUCUGGUGGGGGGUCUCCUAACCGGAGGGACGAAAGAGCCCAGCAGUGACACCGUUGCCUUCGAUCCGGCUGGGGGCCAGGCGAUGAGGCUGGAAGCCCAGGGCGGUCCGAGGCGCAGCCAUCAUGGCGCGGCGCCUGUGGGCGGGCGCUGGCUCUGCGUGGUGGGCGGCUGGGACGGGUCGCGCCGCGUAGCCGCAGUGUCCGCCCUGGACGUGGAGCGUGGAGUGUGGGAAGCGUGGACCGCGGCCCCUGGCAACUGCCCGCCUGCUGGCCUCAGUAGUCACACGUGCACCCGCCUUUCCGACCGAGAGCUACGGGUGGCUGGCCGGGAGGGUGGUACCCGCACCCAGCGCCGCUAUGGAAGCAUCUACACGUUAAAGCUGGACCCCGCCGCUCGCACCUAUUGCUACAAAGAAGAAGGCUGCCACACGGCCUCACGCUCAGGACACUGUGCAGCCUUACUUCAAACUCCUGGGCCCCACCCAGCUCAUCGGCUAUUGCUCUUUGGGGGAUGCAACUCAGCUGAACCAGAAGUAGCUGGGCAUUGGAGUUAUGGGAAGAUUAAGGUAUUAUCUACUCACAACCUGCUUAGGGUAGAAGCCAGUCUCUUCCUUCUCCCCCAAGGAGGAACCACCUGUUGCCCCCCAUUUGAUGGAACAGAUUGCAAGACUUGUGAACAGUGGGCAGGGGUCCCAACAGGGGCCCCGGGGACUGCGGCAUCACUCGUGUUCCGUGGUGGGGCCCUUUGCUGUGCUGUUUGGUGGAGAAACUCUGACCAGAACUAG
Orycteropus afer afer is the source of this 906-nucleotide messenger RNA. NCBI's taxonomy places the organism in Eukaryota, Metazoa, Chordata, Mammalia, Tubulidentata, Orycteropodidae. The record is from RefSeq and is a predicted model, not a curated record.